AUGACCACAACUCAACCUCAUCUCUCUCAAAUCUUCUCUUCGAUUAUGACGAUAUCAGAGAUCCUUCCGUUCUACUCUCGCCCAGACUGAGUGCACCUGUUCAUGACCAGGUUCACCUCCGAGUCCAGACGGAUCUGGCUGACCCAGAUCUACAAGUGGAGCAAGGUCUUCUCUCCUUGGAAACAGUGAAUGUACCCAAUCCUUGUUGAGAAUAUAGAGCCAGUAGCAACUGUGGGACCUCGGUUGUUCCUGAAGUAUUUUUUCAGAGUGAAUUACAAAGAAAUAGAGAAAGCAGUCAAGUUUGUUCAAGAGUCUCUUCCAAUAGAAAUUUAUUAUAUUCAGAUAUCAGAUCGAAAUUUUGAUCUCAUUAAGAAUUUGACAUCACCAGCUGCUGAUUACCAAAAUUUAAGAGGAACUAAAGGCUCGAAUGGCUUGCAAGAGACAGUAAAGACGUUGAAAGAUCUACCUGCUAGGCUUGAGGUUUUGUGAGAAAUAAUAAAUGAAAAAUAUGAAAAAUUAACAUUGGAAAAGUUAAAAAUUCAACACUAUCAGUACAAAUUGCACACAAAGCCUAUCAAGCUGUACAAGGUUCCUGAGAUUUUUAUCUUAAGUUUCGGCGUAACUUGGACAGACGAAUUAUUACUGCUUGAUUCAUGAUCAAAUGUCUGGUUUGAUAAAGACUUUUCAAGGCUUGACGCAGAUACUAUAAAGAGAGAAUCAAGAAAACUAUUUUACAUCAACAAUGACCGCGAGCUCAACAAAUUUACAGAUAAAACAUUGAAAAUUCCGAAUUUAUUUUUUGAAUCGAAAGAGGAGAUAAUAUUCAGUUUUUGAAAAAGAUUAGAUCCACAUAAAAUUUGCAAUAGCGACACGCUUAAGACUAUCAAAAACAAAUGAGGUAGACUUGAGUCUUUGUGUUUUCACUUAGACACUGGAACUUUGAAGUAUGAAUGAGCUGUCGUUGUCCGAGAAGCAAUUGAAAUAUUCCCCCAUUGAAAGAUAGUAUUUGGCUACGGAGCUUUCGCAGAAAUUUCAAAGUUUGAUAUUUUAUGCAGCAAGGCAGUUGUAACUUUAGUUGAAAAUGGCAAACAAAUUACCUACUACCUUAGAGACUGAAAAGUGAAAACCAGUGAUGAUUUAUUAGUGGAUUCUGAAAAGCAUAUUCAAAUAGCUAGCAUUUUGGCUGUUUUAGGAAUAGUUUGAGGAGUUGACAUCCAGUUGAUAGAUUGAGAAAAUAAUGAAUAUCAGAAAUUCAAUCGUAAAGAUGAUCAAGAUCAUGAUCGUUCAAGCAAAAGCACAGAUUCAAUGCCAAACUCAGUAGUAACCAUUCUAUCGACAGAUAUAACCAAGAUCUGAGUAUAAAUCCUGGAUCUUUUGAAGGAAGCAAGUUAUCUUUUAGAUGCCUAUACGACUACAAACAAAUGUGCAAAAUACCUGUAAAAUUAAGUCUCAACUUUGAAAGAUUUACUGUUGAAACAAAUAUGAUUUCAUUGGAAGCAAGCAUUUAUGAGAAAAUAAAGACUGAAGCUGUGUUAUUAAACCUGAAUGAUCUAAAUAUAGGAUUUGAUACUUUAUUUCCAGAAGCAAUCUGAAUGGUCAAAUAUUUAGCAGAGAAAUGAAAGAGCAUCUGGAAAUGAGAAUUUAGGUUUAAGUUUCAAAAUGAUGCAGAAAGAGUGAAAAUAUUGAAGACAUUCUUUGAAAUUUUAAAAGACAAUAGCCAUAUCCAAAAAAUGAAUUUACUCUUUUACCAUGAGGAAAAAGACCCAAAGCAAUGGAGAGUUAUU
This is a messenger RNA of Moneuplotes crassus, 1784 nucleotides long. NCBI's taxonomy places the organism in Eukaryota, Ciliophora, Spirotrichea, Euplotida, Euplotidae. The record is from the annotation of a GenBank genome assembly.